Molecule: messenger RNA, 1379 nt
Organism: Temnothorax curvispinosus
Lineage: Eukaryota; Metazoa; Arthropoda; Insecta; Hymenoptera; Formicidae
Product: transcription factor E2F4-like
Exons: 7
Biological process (GO): regulation of transcription by RNA polymerase II
Cellular component (GO): RNA polymerase II transcription regulator complex
Molecular function (GO): DNA-binding transcription factor activity, RNA polymerase II-specific; RNA polymerase II cis-regulatory region sequence-specific DNA binding; protein dimerization activity
Source: RefSeq, a predicted model, not a curated record
CUGGAUUUGAAAGUCGCCGCGGAUCUUCUGGAGGUACGACAGAAACGGCGCAUCUACGACAUCACGAACGUCCUCGAAGGUAUCGGCCUCAUAGAGAAGAAGAGCAAGAACAGCAUCCAAUGGAAGGGUGCGGGACCUGGCUGCAACACUCAGGAGGUUGGCGAGAAGCUGACGGACCUGAAGGAGGAGAUCAGCAAGCUGGAGGAUCACGAACAGCUGUUGGACACCCAUACCCAGUGGAUACAGCAGAGCAUAAAGAAUAUACAGAAUGACAUUGGAAAUAGGAAAUAUGCGUAUAUUACGUACGAGGAUGUUAAGGAGACCUUUGCGGAUCAGUUCGUGCUAGGGAUACAGGGUCCACCGGAUAUGGAGAUCACAGUACCAAAUGUCUUGAAGACUGUCAUUCAGGACGAUGGAGUGAUAAAUUAUAACAUGAUCCUAAAAAGUAAUACAGGAGAGAUAAAAGUGUACAUGGUCCAACCUGAGUUAGCUAAAACUUACGAUAAUAAAGUGUUGGAAUUGGAAAUGAGAUUAAAAGAAGAAUCCAAGGGUACAAAGCGUGGAAAGGAGGAGGAUGAAAAGAAAGAGGAAGAGGUUAUUGUUAAACCAAAGAGAAAAGUUGGAAGGCCACCAAAAAACACUACUAAACCAGAUCCGAUAACUGACGAAGAGGAAGAAGAAGAUUCGGAAUUGAUAGAAGCUAAGAUAGUUUUACGGGAUGUCAGCACCUCAGAUAUUGUCCAAAGAGAGUUGGAGUUUUUUGAUCAAUUCUAUUCUGACUUUUGUGGACCAUUAAUGAGAUUAAGUCCACCCCCUGGAGAGAAAGAUUACCAUUUCAAUCUUAGUGAGAAUGAGGGUGUUUAUGAUUUAUUUGACAUUAAGAGUGUUCGACAUUAAUGAGUGUUGAAUCGAUGUAGCUGCGAUUUGCAAAAUGAAGGCUGUGCCAACAGCAUGCAAAUUUGAAAUGGGGGGAAAAUCUGGUAAAAUCAUUAAGGAGAAUUUGUGCAUAUAAUUUUAGGGGAACCAAUGGAUCACAAUCAUUGAGAGUAUACAGUAUUUUUUUAUUAUUGAAAAUACGGGAAAACUAGUGCGAGGCAUUGUGAAGAUACCUACAACCGUUCUAAUUGCUGUUUAUUUUGUACAUUGCUGAGAGUAAUUCAAAGUUUUAAAAGCAUCUUUUAUAUAUAUAUAUAGAUCUACUACGAGAGAUUAUCCUUGUAGCUUUUAAGUUAGCUCACAAGCUUGCUUCGUGAACAUGAAUCACUGGACGAAUAUAUAUAAAUUGUUCAUUGCAACAAUUUUCCGUUUAAUAUGAAAAAAAAAAUUGAUGAAUGUAUAUGUAUACAAUCAAAAAAUGUAACACGAUGUUAUUAAGCAAG